Trypanosoma brucei brucei TREU927 is the source of this 1428-nucleotide messenger RNA. RefSeq names its product iron-containing hydrogenase, putative. The transcript has a single exon. The coding region runs from base 1 to 1428 and encodes 475 amino acids. The record is from RefSeq and is a predicted model, not a curated record. NCBI's taxonomy places the organism in Eukaryota, Euglenozoa, Kinetoplastea, Trypanosomatida, Trypanosomatidae. Gene Ontology annotation, molecular function: 4 iron, 4 sulfur cluster binding.
AUGUCGGCCAACAAUUUCUCCGCCUCACUCAUGUUGGCAGGGAUGGAUUACAUUGCUCCAUCUGAGGCGUGCAUACUCCCAACAAAGCUUCAGGGAGGGACAAGUGAUGACUCGGUUAAGAGACACGGUGCCGGUAAUGAAGCAGUGAAGAUAACCCUCCAAGACUGUCUGGCGUGCAGUGGUUGUGUGACAACAGCAGAGACCAUUCUUAUCACUUCUCAAUCUCGUGAGGAACUCUUGAAGGACCGUGCGCUCGAUCCCACAAGGCCGUUCUUCGUAACGAUUAGUGAUCAAUCGGCCGCUUCUAUCGCAGCCUUUCUUAAAACAGAUGUACAGAGGGCUUUUCAUAUAGUAAGCGGGUUUUUUCGUGCUGUUUUGAACGCUCGCUAUGUUUCAGAUCUUCACUGGGCAUUGCGCAUCUCUGUUGAGAAGACGGCGGAGGAGUACUGUCGCCGAGUGAGAUGUGAACGCGAGAGGCUUCCCUUAAUAGUUUCGGCUUGCCCCGGUUGGGUAUGCUAUUGUGAGAAGCAAGGGGCAGCGAUCUUGCCCUUAUUAUGUCCAGUGAUGUCACCGCAGGGUAUUGCAGGAUGCUACUCCAAGACACUUAUCCCACAGAUGUGUCACGUGUCUGUACAACCCUGCUUUGACCGUAAGCUUGAGGCAGCAAGAGAUGGAUCUUCUGUCAGUGGUGAGCGGUACACUGACUUUGUUUUGAGCACGCAGGAGUUACUGGAUUGGAUGCUUGAAGUGGACCCCUCACUUCCGUGGCAGGCGCCGCUGGAUUCCGAUUUGGAGCCCUUGCCGAUACUUCCCCCAGAGGAACCGAAGCGUUCAUUCGCUGCGACUAUGGAAGGGAGUGGUGGUUACCACCGUUACGCCAUGCACCGCGCCGCGUGUGAGCUACACGGCUUAGAGUUGGCUCCACGUGAUAUUCACUACGAGAUGAAGAGGAAUGCCAAUCAUCACUUGACUACGAGCCCUAGCAACCCCGGUGAGGUGUUCUGCGUGGCGUAUGGGUUCCAGCAAAUUCAAAACACUGUUCGUGGCAUUAAACGCAAGUUAGCUUCUGUUGCAUCGUACACGUUCAUUGAGCUCAUGGCAUGCCCGGAGGGCUGCUUGAACGGUGGAGGGCAGGCGCGGAACGGGACGACCCAGUCUCAUGUAGAAACCACUGCUGCAGCAAAAAGUGCAUUUAUUAGUUAUAUAUCUGGAAGCCAACCUACAAUGGAAGUUCGUGGUGGGAUGGAGGGCACGUCGGUGGCCAGCAACCGCGAUGUGGGGGAUGGACCGCCACCUUUUUCGCUAGCGGCUUUCGCGGAGGUUGAGAAGCAGGUUGGUUCAUCUCUUUGGAGCUGCACCUUCACAGACCGUCAACGUGAAUUUGAGGCUACACUCAAUACUGGUGGGGUGCAUAGUUUGAAAUGGUGA